UCCUCUCUGAUCCCCUCGGGCAUCUCGGCCGGGUGCACAACGUUCCUCGAGUCGCUCAACGCCGACCAGACUCUUCAGGCUUGCGUAAACCCUCUCAUCACCGCCACCAACGCAUUCUCCCCUGUCUCGGGCAAGAGCCCGUCGACGAGCGACCUGAACUCGGCGCUCAAGACGAUGUGCUCGGCCUCGGGCUGCGACCAGGGCUACGUUGUCGGCAAGCUCAACGAGUUUUACUCUGCCUGCCGCUCUGAGAUUGACUCGGGCAACUCGAAGGUUGUUGAGCUGUACGACGUGCUCUACGUCUUCACCCCGCUCAAGGGUGCCGUCUGCUCGGUCGACUCGGCCACCCAGGGCUACUGCGUUAGCACGAUCCGUAAGUCGGGAUCCUCAACUCCGGCGCAGGGUCCUGCCAACUCGACCUCGUUCGCCAAGUCGAUCAACGUCGUCGCCGCGAUUGCCAACAGCGCCGCCGACUACCUGUACGACAUCACUGGCCUGUCGAAGCGCGCGUCCUCGUCGCAGUCGUUCGCCUCGGUCGUCACCCCCAACGCGACCACGUACCGCAACACCAACCUCCCCUUCCUCUUCCUCCAGCCCGACAUGACCAAGGAGCAGCUCUGCACCUCGUGCACCCGUCAGAUCAUGGCCACUUACAUCAAGUACGAGAACGCGAUCGGCUACGGCCCCGGUCUUGGCAACUCGCCCAUCCUCGGCGGCCAGUCUGAUCUCUGGACCGGCAUCAAGACCGUCUGCGGCGACAGCUACACCAGCGCUAUCGUUUCUGAGGCCGGUGGCAACCUCCCUACUUCGGGCGCGCUGUCCCGCGCCGCUGUGCCUGCUGUCGGCCUCGUCGCCGGUGUCGCGGCUCUCGCUUUCGUCCUCUAA
Cutaneotrichosporon oleaginosum is the source of this 885-nucleotide messenger RNA. The record is from RefSeq and is a predicted model, not a curated record. NCBI's taxonomy places the organism in Eukaryota, Fungi, Basidiomycota, Tremellomycetes, Trichosporonales, Trichosporonaceae.